Messenger RNA from Dendronephthya gigantea, 777 nucleotides. RefSeq lists its product as uncharacterized. The transcript has a single exon. Gene Ontology annotation, biological process: DNA integration. Lineage: Eukaryota; Metazoa; Cnidaria; Anthozoa; Malacalcyonacea; Nephtheidae. Gene Ontology annotation, molecular function: nucleic acid binding. The record is from RefSeq and is a predicted model, not a curated record. The coding region runs from base 1 to 777 and encodes 258 amino acids.
AUGAAGGAUGAGAAGUUACAAGACUACCUUGCCCAUCACCUGAUAAAGUGGAAAUUUAAUCUAGCUAAAGCACCCUGGUGGGGUGGACAAUUUGAACGGUUGGUAGGAAUUGUUAAACAAGCGCUCUAUAAGUCGAUUGGUCGAGCUGUUUUGAGUUUUGAGGAAUUGGAGGAGGUUUUACUCGAUGUGGAGAUUGCUGUGAAUAACCGUCCUUUAUCGUACGUUGAAGAUGAUGUUCAACUCCCGAUUUUGACGCCGAAUCUCAUGAUGUAUGGACAGACAAAUCUCCUACCUGAAGCAGAUGUUGAUUUAACGGAAGGAACAGAUUUGCGGAAGAGAGCUAAAUACCUGCGUCGUUGUAAGGACGUGUUAUGGUCCCGCUGGACCAAUGAGUACGUAAAAAGUCUAAAAGAAAGGCAUAACUUGAAAAAUAAGAGUAAAAAGUUAUCACUGAAAGUUGGUGACGUAGUAAUAAUUCAAAGCGACCAGAGGAAUCAUGGUAAAUGGAACAUUGGGAUCAUUGUGAAGCUGAUUAAAGGAAGAGAUGGAGUAAUUCGUGCUGCUAGGUUGAGAGCCGAGAAAUCAUACAUUGAGCGAGCGGUCCAACAAUUGUGCCCUAUGGAGCUGAGUUGUGACGAAGUUGUUGCGAAGGGACAUGUGGAACAAUCGGAGAGUUUAAAACCCCUGGCAAAAGAGUUUGCGCCCAAAAGAGCCGCAGCUAAGGAAACAAACGAACGGAUUAAAGACAUUUUGAACAAGGAAAGUACAGUCGAAUAA